GAGUUUGAGACACUUUGCCUUGAAGUGCGCUAGAGAGUAGCAGGAACCGUUUGCUCCAAAGUAUCGCCCUUCAGGAAAGUCAUCUUGUUUCACAAUGGCAGAACAAUCUACUAUCGAUUUGGAGAACCGAGAUCCUAACAACAUCAACGACCAUUUGAAGGUCCAGUUUGAGGAUGUUUUGGCUGAGCCCGAAGGUGCACACAGCAUUGACUGUUGCUGGAAGUUUACCAACACAUGCUUCAACUGCGCCUUCAAAUGCUGCUACAUGUUGAUGACCCUUUGUGGGCCUCUCUACGGCCUCUACUACGGUUGGAGUUACGCCAUGCUUGCCUGUGCUCACGUGUGGCAGUACACACCACAGAUCAGAGCUUGCGAAAUUAAUUGCAUCAUGUUCAGGAAAAUAUACACCAUCUGCCUCAACUGCUGCCUGACGCCAUGCUGCGAGUCUUGUGGUGCCGUCUUCAGCAGGAUACAAGUCAAACAAUAACACAGACACAAUAUGGAAGUAUCCUGGCGUUCUUACACAAAGUUAAACAUCAAAGAAAGACUGAUCUGGAUGAUUCAAACACACAUUGCCUUUAAUGGGAACAUGUUAAACUGUCUAUUCUGGAAACGUUACGUGAAGAAACACUAUGUGCGCACAUAUUUCGCCACAAAAACGUACGCGUGUUCCGGGAGGAGAGACCCCCAUUAAACUGUCUAACCCCCUCUCUUCGGGUUAUCUUCUUUUUAACUUUCGUCUCGGAUAUUCAGCGCCUUAUGUUUAUAUUUCGCCUGUGGAAGAAACAAGGGACAUAUCCUCGUGGUCUGGUUUCUUUGUUUGAUAAAGAAGAACUUGAUCCCAGUAUUAUAUUGUAUAUAUGCAUGUUCGCAUUGCUGUGAUAAAUAAACCAUCUUUUAUACGGUA
Haliotis rufescens (red abalone) is the source of this 907-nucleotide messenger RNA. Its product is annotated as caveolin-1-like. Bases 95 to 487 code for a protein of 130 amino acids. Gene Ontology annotation, molecular function: molecular adaptor activity. The record is from RefSeq and is a predicted model, not a curated record. Gene Ontology annotation, cellular component: caveola. Gene Ontology annotation, biological process: caveola assembly. NCBI's taxonomy places the organism in Eukaryota, Metazoa, Mollusca, Gastropoda, Lepetellida, Haliotidae. The transcript is spliced from 2 exons.